AUGCCUCGGGCAACGCAUCCGGGUCCCGCUGCUCUCCGCAACCGCAACAGGGUCACCAAUAAGACACGCCUCAAGGUCAUCAAAGAUACUAUCGAAGCGGACUCGAUUGUACUCGAUGAGGACGAGGAGAAGGCCAGGGUCGUUUCUACAGCCGGCGUGGACGCCGAGGAUGCCAACGAGCAUCACCUGCAAGCGGUCUUAUCCGCAGCCGCGUCUCGGCAUCAGGCCUUGCGCGCGACGAGGGCGGGCGAGAAGGACCCUGCGCCCGCCGCCUACAUCCCGACGCCUGAUAGUACCGGUAUAGUGCACAACUAUGCUGAUCUUCAUGUCGCGGGUCGCUGGAAGGAACCACAUGGAUAUGUCAAGUACUCCGAGACCGUCGAGGAGGCGACUUCGUUUGCGCUUGCGAAUGGGUUCAUCUACUAUAUGGACGAGCGCGACAAGGAGUGGCUAGACAAGAACAAUGAACAAGCGCGUGGGGAAGGCAGUAGCUCCGCAAGCACAGUGUCUGGCACACGCUCCGCUCGAAGCGCGAAAGCGAAAGGCAAGGAACCGGAUAUCGUCCAGCCUAUAUCGAUCUCAGAAAACGAGUUCGAGCUUGUCAUGUCCAUCCUCGAGAAGGUCACGCACGAGAAGACCGAGUUCUUGCACCACGGCCUGCAACAGGGCGCCCCCUUCCCGCCAUUCUCGGAGUAUCAAGACACAUUCGCCACUCCCCUUCCUCCUGAUAUGUUUGCAUGUUAUUCUGCGCCUAGCUGGAUUCCUGCUCCGGCCCAGAUGCUCCGCUUUGCCCGCCUAGUAUAUCCUUACUGGCGAGAACGGCGAAUCGAGCGUGGCGGGCACCGGAUCAUCCCUGCCGUUAAUCUCGACGAAAGCGACACGAAGAACGAGUCAUAUAUCUGUUUCCGGCGUCGCGAGAUCAAGGCGGUUCGCAAGACUCGCGCCUCUCAAACAUCGUUCUCCGAUCGAAUGGUUCGGCUGCAAAGCGAACUGUCCAUGGCGCUGGACCUCGUACAGAUGGUACAACAGAGAGAAACGUUGAAGCACGAGUCGGAGUCCCACAACAGCAUUGUCUGGGCGAAGCGGAGAUCGCUCGCAGAUCUCAAACGCGCGCAGCCGUCACUUGGUGCUAAGGACGACGAGGAGCUCUUCUGGGAGAAAGACAAGGAGAGGCCACCAAAGAAGAAGCGUCUUGGUAGUAAAAAACCAGGCAUCUCGGUCAAACAACCUCCAGAAACUGGGUCUCCUGUUCCUGCCCCGACACCUCUCAUCCGACCCAAGGACCGACAGGCUGCCAUUCAAGCCGCCGUCGACCACGAAGUGUCCCGUUUCAAAGAUUCCAAGUGGGAGGAUGUUAGCGACAACCCUUACCUUUCCCCAUUCACCCCAUACGGUUGCCGACUAUUCAAGCCUAUUCCCGCACGUCCAACACAGUCGAUGUCAACUGUUGACGAAGACCGGCUUGCGCCGGCAAAGCCUCGCUUUGCUCGUCUCAGGAGCGCCCGCGGCCGUGGACGGCUCAUGCUGGACCGUCGCAUCAACGCAACAUUAAGGGCAGCGCGCUUUGACGACGAAGAGGGCAAGGACCGGGUCCAGCGACUUCAAGAGCGGUUCAGAUAUGACGAUGAUGAUGGGGCGCACCUUGGAAAGGUGGGGCCUGAUGAGGUCGACCGCAAGUUCGUGGAUGAGCGCCAGCCAAGCCAUUUGCUGUUUUCGAUGGGACUUCUUCAAGGCGACGAUUUCAAUCGACUGCAGACAGACCCAGUUCUCAGACUGUCUUCAGGAGAGCACAAGGCGUAUUCGAUCGGCCCCACUCCUCUCGUCAUGAAACAGCCCCUGCCACAAAUGCGCCAACCGACUACACCCACCGUGCCGUCUAUCAGCUCUGGUGGCAUGUCUCAGCCUGGACCGAGCGGAACCAGUGGAACGCCCAUCUCGCAACCCACUGUCGUGAAGAAGCUUCCACAGUCCAACGGCCAAGUGCUUCGGAUCUCGAACGGCCGUGUGCUUUCUGGUGGACAUGCUCCCCAAUCCCCUCAUACUAGUCCCCCAUCCACCGCCACUUCGACCACAUUUCCCGACGUUCAUAUCACACCUGCCAAGACCGCCGACCCGGAUGUCCAGAUGACCGACGCCAACCCCACCAAUGUCCCAGCACCCCCCACUACUCCCUCUCUUCCUAUGCCAUCACCUUCACCCGUGUCCGCGAAGACUGUGAUGUCGACAGCCGCAGUCAACAUACACAACCUGCAGAACGGUUAUCCCAUGUCCGUCAACGGCUACCCGAUCCAGAAGAACGGUUACAUCCAUCCGAACGCGCGGCACAACGGCCUCAGUCUGCAACAAAUGCAGUCGAUAGCGACGAUGCUCCCCGACAACAACGUUAACAUCGCUCUGCGGCAACCUGGGGCGUACAUAAUACCGAACGGCGCACCCUACCCUAUGCAAAUGGCCGGCGGUCGUCCCGUCCCGUGGCCGAUGACGGGUCAGCAGUCUCCUCCGAACGUUCCCAAUGGUGUUGCCGUGGACGGCAGCAGCGUGCAAGGACAAGCAGGCUCUCCAGUACGUGCACCCUCCGCAAGCGGUAUGCGCGCGCCCCAGCGCGCCCCGAUGGUGAACGGCAACCCCGCGCUGGUGGCACCCGCGAACGCGCACAUCGCCGCGCGGCUCGCACCGCACUCGCCCUCCCCCCAUAUGCUCAGCCCCAACAUGGCGGCGUCGCAGGUGAACGUGCACAGCUCGCCACCACGCGCGCCGCAAUCCGCCAUCCCGACACCGUCACCGUCGAUGCAGUCGAGGCAGCUUGUGAGUGGAUCCGGGGCGGCAGGGUAUUGA
Epithele typhae is the source of this 2835-nucleotide messenger RNA. RefSeq names its product enhancer of polycomb-like-domain-containing protein. The transcript is spliced from 7 exons. NCBI's taxonomy places the organism in Eukaryota, Fungi, Basidiomycota, Agaricomycetes, Polyporales, Epitheliaceae. Gene Ontology annotation, cellular component: piccolo histone acetyltransferase complex. Gene Ontology annotation, biological process: regulation of transcription by RNA polymerase II. The coding region runs from base 1 to 2835 and encodes 944 amino acids. The record is from RefSeq and is a predicted model, not a curated record.